Cornus florida is the source of this 1520-nucleotide messenger RNA. RefSeq names its product squalene monooxygenase SE1-like. Gene Ontology annotation, cellular component: membrane; endoplasmic reticulum. Bases 246 to 1520 code for a protein of 424 amino acids. The transcript has 8 exons. Gene Ontology annotation, biological process: sterol biosynthetic process. The record is from RefSeq and is a predicted model, not a curated record. Lineage: Eukaryota; Viridiplantae; Streptophyta; Magnoliopsida; Cornales; Cornaceae. Gene Ontology annotation, molecular function: FAD binding; squalene monooxygenase activity.
UGUUCCCAGUUUCCCAAUCACCUCCAACUCUAACUCUGACCAGACCACAACACAGCACAACACCCUCUCUCUGUUUUGGCCUAUAAAUGAACCUUCCAUUCCAACUGUUCUCUCUCAUCCUCUUCCUUCACACUUUCCCAACACCACCAGAGAUAGAGAUAGAGAUAAAGCUAGAGCGAGAGAAAGAGAAGAGUUACCCACGUACAUUUGCAAUUGCAAUUUCAGAGGGGUAGAGAGAGAAAACGAUGAUGAUUCUGGGGAUGAAUUUCUUUGUCUCUCUGUUAGGCUUUAUUCUUCUCCAUAUUUUGCGAGACAGGAGCAAGAGAAAUCGCCAAAAGAAAGCUACUAGUAGUACUGCGUUUGAGAUCCGGGGCAACAAUAGAGAAUUCUGCCCGGACAAAUCUGACGUCAUCAUUGUCGGAGCUGGGGUUGCCGGUGCCGCACUCGCUCACACCCUCGGAAAGGACGGACGACAAGUUCAUGUGAUUGAGAGAGAUUUGACAGAGCCUGACAGAAUUGUUGGUGAACUGCUACAACCAGGUGGAUACUUGAAGCUCAUUGAAUUGGGCCUUGAAGAUUGUGUGGAGGAAAUUGAUGCCCAGCCAGUAUUUGGAUAUGCUCUUUUUAAAGAUGGCAGAAGUACUAAACUGUCAUAUCCCCUCGACAAAUUUCAUUCUGAUGUGGCUGGGAGAAGCUUCCACAACGGGCACUUCAUACAGAGAAUGAGGGAAAAAGCUGCUACACUUCCCAACGUACGUCUUGAGCAAGGAAUAGUGACAUCCCUGAUGGAAGAAAACGGAGCAGUGAAUAUGAUAUGGCGCUUGUAUCAGAUACCACCUGAGGUGCAUGAUGCUUUUAUAGCUGCAAUUGAUAAAGGAAAUAUUAAAACAAUGCCGAAUAGAAGUAUGCCGGCUGCUCCCCUUCCUACCCCUGGAGCCCUUUUAAUGGGUGAUGCUUUCAACAUGAGUCAUCCUUUAACUGGUGGAGGAAUGACUGUCGCACUUUCUGAUAUUGUUGUAUUGCGAAAUCUUCUUAAGCCGUUACAUGACCUGAGUGAUGCAGAUUCUCUAUGCACAUAUCUUGAAUCAUUUUACACCUUGCGCAUGCCAGUGGCAUCCACAAUAAAUACUUUGGCAGGAGCCCUAUACAAAGUGUUCUAUGCAUCCUCUGAUCAAGCAAGUAAGGAAAUGCGCCAAGCAUGUUUUGACUAUCUGAGCCUUGGAGGUGUUUGUUCGACUGGACCUGUGGCUCUGCUCUCUGGUCUAAACCCUCGCCCGCUAAGCUUAGUUCUCCAUUUCUUUUUUGUGGCUUUAUAUGGUGUUGGUCGUCUGUUGCUACCUUUUCCUUCACCUAAAAGCAUGUAUAUUGGAGCCAGAUUGAUUUUGGGUGCAUCGGGUAUCAUUUUUCCCAUCAUAGAGGCUGAAGGUGUUAGACAAGUGUUCUUCCCUGCAACCAUUCCAGCAUAUUAUAGAGCUCCUCCUCUAUCUGGAAGAAUGGAAGAACUCCCCAAAAAUAUGUAA